GGACCACGGCCGCGAAGCGCAGCCCCGGGUCGUGCGCUCUGUGGGAUGGAGCCUUCGGCUCCGCCCCCUCCCGGGAACGCCCGAGGCCUUACCGGCCGAGCUUCACACACCGGAUGCCAUUUCACAUUUGGGCCCAGAAGUCAAUUCGCACUGACGCGGCCGGCAGCUCUUAAGUCUCUUCGCCAGGGUCUAAAGUGGACUGCAAAGUAACCCAGGUCGGACUGACUCAAGCACUGAGCGAGAGGCUCAGCCUUUCGACGCCGGGCUCGGAGACGUCAAUCCAGUGCCCCGGAGUCUGGAAUGCACGCCGUUCCUGCUUUACGUCGAGGGUGCGCGCGUUUACGACAGUGUGACGCCAGGAAAGUUUUGGCGGGAAAGUCGCUGCAUUUGGAUUCCUGUGGUGGAGGGCAAAGGACACCCUGGUGAAGAGGGGCGGCCAGUAGGGUGGGAACUGUGGUACGGGGUGGAGUCAUGGCAGUGCCCUUUGUGGAAGACUGGGACUUGGUGCAAACCCUGGGAGAAGGUGCCUAUGGAGAAGUUCAACUUGCUGUGAAUAGAAUAACUGAAGAAGCAGUUGCAGUGAAGAUUGUAGACAUGAAGCGUGCCAUAGACUGUCCAGAAAAUAUAAAGAAAGAGAUCUGUAUCAAUAAAAUGUUAAAUCAUGAAAAUGUUGUGAAAUUCUAUGGUCACAGGAGAGAAGGCAGUAUACAGUAUCUAUUUCUGGAGUACUGUAGUGGAGGAGAGCUUUUUGAUAGAAUAGAGCCAGACAUAGGCAUGCCUGAACAAGAUGCUCAAAGGUUCUUUCAUCAACUCAUGGCAGGGGUGGUUUAUCUGCAUGGUAUUGGAAUAACUCACAGGGAUAUUAAACCGGAAAAUCUCCUAUUGGAUGAGAGGGAUAACCUCAAAAUCUCUGACUUUGGCUUGGCAACAGUGUUUCGGCAUAAUAAUCGUGAGCGUUUAUUGAACAAGAUGUGUGGUACUUUACCUUAUGUUGCUCCAGAACUUCUGAAGAGAAAAGAAUUUCAUGCGGAACCAGUUGAUGUUUGGUCCUGUGGAAUAGUACUUACUGCAAUGUUGGCUGGAGAAUUGCCAUGGGACCAGCCCAGUGACAGUUGUCAGGAAUAUUCUGAUUGGAAAGAAAAAAAAACAUACCUCAACCCCUGGAAAAAAAUCGAUUCUGCUCCUCUAGCUCUGCUGCAUAAAAUCCUAGUUGAGAAUCCAUCAGUAAGGAUUACUGUCACAGAUAUCAAAAAAGAUAGAUGGUACAACAAACCACUCAAGAAAGGGGCAAAGAGGCCUCGAGUCACUUCAGGUGGUGUGUCAGAAUCUCCCAGUGGAUUCUCUAAGCAUGUUCAAUCCAAUUUGGACUUCUCAUCAGUAAACAGUGCUUCUAGUGAAGAAAAUGUGAAGUACUCCAGUUCCCAGCCAGAACCACGGACAGGUCUUUCCUUAUGGGAUACCAGUCCUUCAUACAUUGAUAAGCUGGUACAAGGAAUCAGUUUUUCCCAACCCACAUGUCCUGAUCAUAUGCUUCUGAAUAGUCAGUUACUUGGCACACCAGGAUCCUCACAGAACCCCUGGCAGCGUUUGGUCAAAAGAAUGACUCGAUUCUUUACCAAAUUGGAUGCAGACAAAUCUUAUCAGUGCCUGAAAGAGACCUGUGAAAAGUUGGGCUAUCAGUGGAAGAAGAGUUGUAUGAAUCAGGUUACUGUAUCAACAACUGAUAGGAGGAACAAUAAACUGAUUUUCAAAGUGAAUUUGGUAGAAAUGGAUGAGAAGAUAUUGGUUGACUUCCGGCUUUCUAAGGGUGAUGGAUUGGAGUUCAAGAGACACUUCCUGCAGAUUAAAGGGAAGCUGAGUGAUGUUGUGAGCAGCCAGAAGGUUUGGCUUCCUGCCACAUGAUCUGUCCAUUGGCUGUGGGGAUUUCUGGUGAACAUAGUGCUGCUACAUUGACAUUAUUUUUCCUAGAGAAGAUUAAUUAUUCUAUUCUGCAAACUUGUAAACGAUAGUUCCUGAAGAGUUCUCUUCCUUCUUUACCCAAACAUCUUUCAGUUCUUUUUUUAUGUUCUGCAUACACAUGAUACCUAUAUCUUAAUUGUAAGUAAAACUUUGGGGAAGGAAUGGAUAGAAUUCAUUAAAUAUUUCUUCAGCUGUGUUUAGUGUCUGAAUUUGAAAUCCAUCUGUUAGGAACCAAGUUUUGGGGUACAUAAAUUUGCCACUUUUUAUGUGAAUAUCUCAUUUUUACCAAAAGAUUUUAUUUCAUCCAAAAAGUAUAUAUUUCUUUUAUGUUGAUUUGAUUAUAAGAGUGAAUUAAUAAAAACGUAUUCCUUGUGAUUUUUGGACAGUAGUGUAACCCUGAGAAUUGUACCUGUAUUUUCAAAAGGGCCUGACCAGUUAUACAAAUCUGUUUUUGAAUUAUAAGGAUUAAUUAAAAUUGCAAUUAGAUGUUUCUUCCGGUGUAGUUAGUAAUAUAUAAUAUACUGGUUGGUCUUUCAAGUAGAAGUUGAGCAGAAACUCUAGUGCUUAACUAACUUUACUCUAAAAAUUACUGUUGCACAUCUUAAAUAUUUUUCUAUAUUAUUUUCU
Molecule: messenger RNA, 2586 nt
Organism: Cynocephalus volans (Philippine flying lemur)
Lineage: Eukaryota; Metazoa; Chordata; Mammalia; Dermoptera; Cynocephalidae
Gene: CHEK1
Product: checkpoint kinase 1
Exons: 13
Coding region: 472-1902 (476 amino acids)
Biological process (GO): protein phosphorylation; DNA damage checkpoint signaling
Cellular component (GO): cytoplasm
Molecular function (GO): protein serine/threonine kinase activity; ATP binding
Source: RefSeq, a predicted model, not a curated record